Molecule: messenger RNA, 261 nt
Organism: Sclerotinia borealis F-4128
Lineage: Eukaryota; Fungi; Ascomycota; Leotiomycetes; Helotiales; Sclerotiniaceae
Source: the annotation of a GenBank genome assembly
AUGGAUAGCAAGGUCACAGCGCCCACCAAGCCACAACUUAAGGCUAUACGAAAACUAGCUCUGGCUCUAGAAAUAGCAAUACUUGUCAACCAGAAGCCCAAGGACAACCCCAAGGAGGAACCUGCACCAGAUACACCCACUCCCACACCCACCCCCAUAUCAACACCCAAACACCGGGGAGGAUGGAUCGCUGCCUAUGAAAACCUCGGAAACAGUGUAAUGAAAACACAGCUCUAUAGAAGCGCAGUAGCAAUAAGUUGA